Molecule: messenger RNA, 1749 nt
Organism: Apiotrichum porosum
Lineage: Eukaryota; Fungi; Basidiomycota; Tremellomycetes; Trichosporonales; Trichosporonaceae
Product: endodeoxyribonuclease
Exons: 15
Coding region: 1-1749 (582 amino acids)
Biological process (GO): reciprocal meiotic recombination; meiotic DNA double-strand break processing; meiotic DNA double-strand break formation
Cellular component (GO): nuclear chromosome
Molecular function (GO): ATP binding; DNA binding; DNA topoisomerase type II (double strand cut, ATP-hydrolyzing) activity
Source: RefSeq, a predicted model, not a curated record
AUGUCAUCGCCACCCCACUUUCCUAUCUCAUUCACACCACCCCACACCCCUUUCUCGUCUCACCCACUCCUCACAUCUCUCAUCGGCGAGAAACGCAAGCGCACACCACCAGCCGACAGCGUGGACUCUGGCGACGAGCGCGGUGACGACGGCAGUAACGAGCUCAAUGAUGAUGGCUUCGUCUCCGAACCCUCGCAAGUCUCCUCGGCCUCCUCCGACGAGAUCCAACCCGUCUCUCUCCCCGAACGCUCAUACUCACCGCCGGCAUGGCUACUCGAGGACCUCAAACUUGCAAGUCGCCUGCCUUCCUCACCUUCUCCCUCUUCCUCAAUGGAAAACGUUCCAUCGCAAGCGACGGCCGAGGAGGAAUGUCUGUACCAGAAGGAAAGCUGGGUGUCUGGCACCCACGAGGACUAUCCUUGGGAGAAGACUGUUCCCGUGGUUCAUGAGCCCCCACCAAGCCCACUCAGCACGCCUCGGUCAAUCCUACCUCCCCACAACCCCUCGUAUCUCGGCUCUCAUGCCGGGGAUGAAGAAUCGCGACAGGAUGUGGAAGACAGCAUGGACGAAGAUUUCCAGGGUGAUACAGAGGAUGACACUGAAUAUGUUGUCCGCACCUUCCUCGAGUCGGUCCUAACCAGUUUCCUCCGCCAACUGAAACGCUCCGUCGCGCAACUCGAGAAGAUUCGUGCUGAGCGAUGCAAGAAACUGUCUGCAAGUGACUUGUUUUCUGUUGGAAUCAAGUUUGCUCUCAUCAACAGGGAGAAUGGCAAGCACCAGACUAUCACGUUCCCAGACAAGCCUGGAAAGCAGCCCGUGCAGCCUGCUCUCGUCCGCAUGUCGCGGGUGCUGUAUAUUGCUUCAGUGAUGUACCAGACAGUCCUCGAGGGAGGUCUUGUUACGAAACGAGACAUCUUUUACCGCAACGUGCUGCUCUUCGGCAAACAGCGUGUAGUAGACAAGAUUGUCGACGACUUGAUUUGCACAGCAGGACUCAAGCGCCAGGACUUUCGCGUCUGUGCCACCUCUAAAGGCCUCAUCGCCUCCAACGCACUUGUCAUCGUACUCAACACCGGCGAGGAGCUCCCACUGUUUGCUACUUCGAGUACCCUCAUCCCACAAGAGGAGCGCAUCGCUAGCAUCGAGGCGCCGGACGGUCUCGAAUGGGUUCUCCUCGUGGAGAAGGACUCUCUCACCGGCGCCGGCAUCCUUCAUGAUAAACGUCUCGGUCCUGGCGCAAUCAUUACUGGCAAAGGAUAUCCCGACCUCUCCACCCUCCAGCUCCUCCGCCGACUGGCAGACACGUUCCCCGAGACACACAUAUAUGCCCUCGUCGAUGCGGACCCGCACGGUAUCGACAUUCUCUCCGUCUACACGUUCGGAUCCCGUGCCAACGCCUUCUCCGAGGACCACAUUGGCUUGCCGCUCGGUGACCGUCUCGAGUGGAUCGGAGUCAAGGCCACAGAGUGGUCCAAGGUUGGACGGUAUGAAGAUCUUCUGCCCCUGGGAGAGCGAGAGAUUGCCUUUGCCACAAAAAUGUGUACAGCCCGCCCGGACAUGCCCCAAGAGUGGCGCCGCGAGCUCGCCCACAUGCUCCACGUUCACCGCAAGGCCGAGAUCCAGAUUCUCUGCGGUACGGCCCCCAACACUGACGAGCUCGAGCGCUGCCUCUCGGGCUCGAAAAUUGAAGAGUCGCCGAGUAACCGUCUGGUCGAGUACAUUGUAGAGAGAAUCGCUGGCCACAGUUAG